AUUUAGGCGAGUUGCAGAACCUGCUUAGUGUAAACCAUAGACUAUGUUGUUGCAGACUUUGGAAAGACAUGUGGCAAGUUAACUACUGAAGAUGUGUUAUGAUUGUGUGGAACUGUCAACUUACAGCAAUAAGGAUUUAAAGAAAUUUUACGUUAUGUUAAAUGAAAGACGGUGAAAGAUGGCCUUUCUAGAAGAUACCUUUGUCAUUUUGAUUACCCAGCUUUUCUUCUUCUUCGGAGGAUGGGUUUUCUUUGUAAAGAAACUCUUUCGGGACUAUGAAGUUCAUCAUAGACUUGUACAGUUAAUAUUUUCAAUAACUUUUUCAUUGUCCUGUACCAUGUUCGAAUUGAUAAUAUUCGAAAUAAUAGGAGUUCUUGACUCUAGCUCUAGAUAUUUCCAUUGGAACGCAGGCCUGUAUAUGCUCCUAUUUAUGGUAAUAGUUUUGAUACCAUUUUACAUAGCAUACUUCAUCAUCAGCAACAUUCGAUUUGUAAGACUGAACCUAAUCAGGCCACUAACGAUCGUGAUCUACUUAUUCUACCUCUACUUAUUUUGGAAAGUUGGUGAUCCUUUUCCAAUAUUAAGUCCAAAAAAAGGAUUGCUCUCGAUAGAGCAGGGUGUCAGCCGAAUAGGUGUUAUUGGGGUUACAGUAAUGGCAUUGUUGUCUGGUUUUGGUGCUGUAAAUUACCCUUAUUCGUCCAUGACAUAUUUCAUGAGACCAGUAUCCUACGCAGACGUUCAAUCCACAGAGCGUCGUCUUUUACAAACAAUGGACAUGAUUGUGGCAAAAAAGAAAAGAAUUGCCUUAGCAAAAAAGGGCGAAGUUCCUGGACAGACCGAAGUCCGUUCUCGACUUUGGGGAAUGCUUUCACCAUUAGGAGUUAACAAAGGAAACCAAGAAAAUCUAAAACAACUCCAACAAGAAGUAGCUGGUUUGGAAGAGCUGUCAAGACAAUUAUUCCUCGAAGCUCAUGAUAUACAGAAUGCCAGAGAGCGACUGGAAUGGGCAGCCACAUGGCAGGGAAAAUAUUUCAAUUUCCUUGGAUAUUUCUUUUCAAUUUAUUGCACGUGGAAAAUAUUCAUUUCGACGAUAAAUAUCGUAUUUGAUCGAGUGGGCAAAAAAGAUCCUGUAACAAGAGGAAUAGAAAUAGCUGUCCAUUGGAUUGGUUUUAAUAUCGACGUAACAUUUUGGUCACAACACAUAUCAUUCUAUUUAAUUGGUUGCAUUGUCGUCACCUCAAUUCGUGGACUUUUACUUACAUUGACGAAGUUUUUCUACGCCAUUUCUAGCAGUAAAUCUUCAAACAUUAUUGUGCUUAUUCUCGCUCAAAUAAUGGGUAUGUAUUUUGUGUCGUCAGUGUUAUUGAUGAGAAUGAAUAUGCCAGCCGAGUAUCGUAUAAUAAUAACGCAAGUGCUAGGAGACUUGCAAUUCAAUUUUUAUCAUCGAUGGUUCGAUGUAAUAUUUCUAGUGUCUGCAUUGUCCUCAAUAGUAUUUUUGUAUCUGGCACACAAGCAAGCCCCGCUGGAGCGUAGUUAAAUAAAUGUUCUACAUGAAACAAA
Molecule: messenger RNA, 1560 nt
Organism: Cephus cinctus (wheat stem sawfly)
Lineage: Eukaryota; Metazoa; Arthropoda; Insecta; Hymenoptera; Cephidae
Gene: GPHR
Product: Golgi pH regulator
Exons: 8
Coding region: 179-1537 (452 amino acids)
Biological process (GO): intracellular pH reduction
Cellular component (GO): Golgi cisterna membrane
Molecular function (GO): voltage-gated monoatomic anion channel activity
Source: RefSeq, a predicted model, not a curated record